Messenger RNA from Pieris rapae (cabbage white), 1957 nucleotides. RefSeq names its product heparan sulfate 2-O-sulfotransferase pipe (gene pip). Gene Ontology annotation, molecular function: sulfotransferase activity. Lineage: Eukaryota; Metazoa; Arthropoda; Insecta; Lepidoptera; Pieridae. Gene Ontology annotation, cellular component: membrane. The transcript is spliced from 9 exons. The record is from RefSeq and is a predicted model, not a curated record. Bases 162 to 1436 code for a protein of 424 amino acids.
AUCCAUUAAUUAUUUGUGUGUAGAUCAAAUUACUUUAUUAUAAAAACUGUGAAACAGUGAAGUGACUAUUCAAUGGACUGAUUGUGCGCGGACGCAGUAGCAAGCAGUGAAAGUUUUUAAUUCGCCCGUGAGAUAGUCCAAAGACAAAAGAGUUGGAGACAAUGGACCACCUGUUCCGGCAACGGAGGCUUAGUAUACCCAAAAGAACGAGUGAACUCAUAGCGCUCAUUGCUGUAUCAUGCACCUUAUUCCUGUUCCUACACACCAGAGAACUGAACACGAAACUGCAGCGUAUGCAGCGUCUCAACGAUGACGUCACAGCUUUCAAUCAUCUCACUGACAAAAUCGAGACCGACCGCUCAGCGUAUGCGUCGGCGCAGGAAUAUAAAGAGGCUUUGGAGGCAUUGCGCAGGAACACCGGCGUUGAACGCUCAAAACCGCAAAGAACCCUCGAAUCGGAGAUCAUACGUUCUGAGGAGGUGCUUCAAGAGUUGACCGAAGAAAUUCUUCCCGAUCCAUGGGAGUUGAAUAACACAGCAAGAUCUGAUGUGGAGCUCUUGUUCUUUAACCGUGUGCCCAAGGUCGGAAGUCAGACGUUUAUGGAACUCCUGCGAAGAUUGGCUAUUCGUAAUCAAUUCGGCUUUCAUCGAGAUGCAGUACAACGUGUAGAAACCAUUCGUCUGGCCCCAGCUGACCAGCAGAUCCUGGCUAGCAUAGUAUCUGCCCAUACGCCGCCAGCUUCCUACAUCAAACAUGUUUGCUACACAAACUUUACACGGUUUGGCUAUCCUUCGCCAAUUUAUGUGAAUGUGGUCCGUGAUCCAAUAGAACGAGUUAUAUCUUGGUACUACUAUGUGAGAGCGCCGUGGUACUAUGUCGAGAGGAAACGAGCUUUCCCUGACCUGCCCCUGCCCGAUCCAGCUUGGCUUAAGAAGGAUUUCGAAACGUGCGUACUGAGUGGUGACCGGGAGUGCAGAUAUAUGGAAGGAGAGACACAUGAAGGGAUUGGAGAUCACCGAAGACAGACUCUGUUCUUCUGUGGCCAUGAGCCUCAGUGCACGCCUUUCAACACAGCAGAAGCAUUGCAACGUGCGAAACGCGUUGUAGAACAACAGUACGCGGUGGUGGGAGUUCUGGAAGAUAUGAACUCAACUCUGCUGGCCUUUGAACGAUACGUGCCUCGAUUCUUCAGAGGAGCGUUAAGAAUGUAUUGGGAGGAGCUAAACACAUUCAACCGGAUCAACCGAAACGCAUUUAAACCGCCCGUUUCCGAGGAAGUGAAGAACAUCGUACGCGCGAACUUCACGCGAGAGAUCGAAUUCUAUGAGUUCUGUAAGCAAAGGCUUCACAUGCAGCUGAAGGCUUUACGAGAUCCCGCCAUUACUUUGCCCUCAACCCCAAGUGACAGGAGGAGACUUACGUAUGAUAGAUUAUAAAUAUAUCCUAGUUAUAGAAUCAGUACUCGGAGUCGUUAUUAAUUUUAGUACUUCGUGUUAUUUUUUAUCUGUAAACUGUUAUUUUUACUUAUAUCUAUAUGUAACCCGAUGUUCAUGUAUUUUUAUUUAUUGUAAAUAUAGGGAAUAGGCUAGUAAAGUAUAGCUUAUCUAAACGAAUUAUUAAUUGUGUAAUGCAGUGAAACUACGAAAUUAAACAGUGAACCUAUAUAACACUAUUCGGGUAUCCAUGAACAAUUAAAGAGUGCAGUUGUAAGUCAAAGUUAGAUAAUAAAACAGUGUAAUAACAAAAUACCACCACGACGUGACUGCCUACCCUGACAAUGAUGGUGUCCACACGCCACUUUGGUAAGGCACCCCAAGUCAUCGGUGCAUAAAAACAUCAAUUAUUACCCCUUCCCCACAAAAGAGGCCCGUAGGAGCCCUCGAAAUGUCCUAACGAAUCCUGAUGAUCCCAUAACUAAGGACAAAUUAACAGCCGCCAAAUCAGAUUGAGAAAUCAU